This is a messenger RNA of Salvia miltiorrhiza (redroot sage), 1980 nucleotides long. RefSeq lists its product as uncharacterized. The transcript has a single exon. NCBI's taxonomy places the organism in Eukaryota, Viridiplantae, Streptophyta, Magnoliopsida, Lamiales, Lamiaceae. Bases 1 to 1980 code for a protein of 659 amino acids. The record is from RefSeq and is a predicted model, not a curated record.
AUGCCGGAUAUUCUCUACCACUUUAACUGGACCCCCCAGUUGUGGUUUGGUACGCUCGCCCCCAAUUCCAUUCAUUCGUUUGAGGAUUUACAGACACGUUUCUUGAGGCAGUUCGCAAGUUCGCGAAGGGUUGGGAAGUCAGCUCUUUCCUCGAUGGACAUAAAACAAGAUCAAAACGAAACACUACGGGAGUAUAUUGCCAGGUUCAACCUCGCUGCUCUGGAGGUGCCAGAGGCAGAAUCACAGAUUAAAAACUGUGCUUAUGUCAGAGGAUUAAAGUCGGGGCUCUUCUUCGACGAGCUACAAAUCAGACCGGCCCAGGAUUUCGACGAUAUCAUGGCUAGACUGCCAGGGUACUUACAACUGGAAGACGCCAGGAUGGCGCGGAAGGCGGAGAAUGACAAAAACAAGGCUAAAAAGGCCAAAGACGCACCAGAAAGAAACAGCAGAAAUCAUGACCGGGCUCCUUUCAGAGGGCUGCCCCCGAGGGUACCUCCUCCCCAGGCAGAGGUGCCACCUCGCCAGCAGCGUACUGUAAACGAAGUUAAUCGUUUUGACGAAUACACCCCCUUGAACAAACCUCAGGAGGAGAUUUUCCACUUGAUCAAGAAUCAGCCAUUCUUCAUGGCACCCGAAACUUAUAGAGAUGGACAGCCACAACAAGGGCCUAACAACAAGCUGUGUGAAUAUCACAACUCCUAUGGGCAUUACACCAAGCAUUGCGGGCAUCUUAAGCACCAACUGGAGCUUUUGGUACGUCAGGGUAACCUAGACCAGUUUAUAGCCAAAGGGAACGAGGACCAGGGUCAAAGGCCGGAACAGGAAAAUGAUCGGAGGCAAGAUCAGGGGAAUAACAGGGAUCGUAGGCCAGAGGAAAAUCGUUACAACCGCAAAGGAGCAGCAGAGGGUCGGGUACCUCCCUUCCCGUACCGAAGAGAAGUACACAUGAUCUUUGGGGAAAAUGGGAUACCAAUAUCCAAUAGGGCCAAGAAACAAGACGUACGCGCAAUAAAAUCAGGGUACUAUCCCAAGCAAGUGAUGGGAAUUACGGAUGUAGCAGAGGAGCCAACCAUCACCUUCGGAUCAGAGGAUCUGAGAACGCUUAUGUACCCACACGACGAUGCGCUGGUGAUCACAGCCGACAUAGCCGGUUGCAUCGCCUAUCGUACUUUCGUGGAUUCGUGCAGUGCAGUAAAUAUUUUAUAUCUGGAGUGUCUCCAGAACAUGGGGGUCGACGCCAAUAUCGAACCAACGAACGCCCCGUUAUUCGGGUUUGGGGGAGAAAUGGUUAUGCCAAUAGGGUUUGUGGAACUGUCGUUAAGUCUUGGCAACGCGGAUGCCAACAAGACCAGGGUAAUACGAUUCUUGGUAGUGGAUAUGCCGAAACCAUCCUACAACGUGAUACUUGGACGCCCUGCUUUGACGGCAUUCCGAGCAGUUAUCUCGGUGUUCCACCUAAAGAUGAAAUUCCCCAUAGGAGGGGGAAGAGUGGGGGAAGUAUGGGGCAACCAGAAAAUGUCAAAAGAAUGCCAUGUGCGGAUGCUUACACACUCUUCGGGGCGGAAAAGAGAAAGGAUAGCAGAGGGACCAGGCACUCGGAAAAAAGAGAAGGUGGGCGAAAUUACUGCUUCGGCAGAGGAACGACAUGAGUUGGCGGGAUUGUUGAAAGAUCGGGAUAGCACAGAGAAACCCGUUCUGGUGUCCACCAGUGAUGUGUGCAACGUGAUAGAAUUAUUUCCAGGGCGAGAAGGCUUCCAGACUAAGAUCGGGUCUUCCAUGAAUGAACAAACCAGAGAGGAGCUAGUCAGUUGCCUUCAGAGAAAUGCGGAUGUGUUCGCCUUCAGCACAGCCGAUUUAAAGGGAAUAGACAGAAAGUUGGCAGAGCAUUGCCUCAAUGUGGAUCCCAACGUCAAACCAGUGAAACAAAGAACGAGACACUUUGGGGCUGAGAAAGACGCCGCAAUCAGAGAACAAGUAUAG